Messenger RNA from Tetrahymena thermophila SB210, 507 nucleotides. Its product is annotated as transmembrane protein, putative. The transcript has a single exon. Lineage: Eukaryota; Ciliophora; Oligohymenophorea; Hymenostomatida; Tetrahymenidae. The record is from RefSeq and is a predicted model, not a curated record.
AUGCGUGUCUUUUCUUACAGAAGCUAAAGAGAAUCGUGUACUUACUUAGCAUAUUAGUCAUUUAAACUUAAUAAAUAUUGGCUAGCAGCUUAAAAUUCCAUUUGUGUUUAACACGUAUGCUGCAAUCCUACUUCAUAUAAAUUACUGAUUUUAUAUUCUUUUACAUAUGAUAUUUUUUUAUAAAGAUUCAAUUAAGAUCUUUUAGAUUAAACUAUUUUUUUUCCGACUAUAUUAUCAUAUUAUAUUACUAUAUCACAAAAUAAGAAAAAUUAAUAAUUGAGCUAUACAGGUUUUGUCAUUAUAAUAUUUAUGGUUUUUUCACCUUUCUACUUUUUUCUUUCUUUUAAAAUUACCUACUUUUUUGUAGGAACCAAAGUAUAGUCUACUUAUUUUAAUUUUUCAACUUUAGGCUUUUUAACUUUUUUAAUUUUAAGACUUAAUUAUUUCUAAUUGUCUAACUUUUAGCAUUUUAUUGAAGUAAUAUCUGAUUCACAUUCAUUAUUCUGA